This is a messenger RNA of Histoplasma mississippiense, 2439 nucleotides long. RefSeq lists its product with no specific name. The transcript is spliced from 6 exons. Bases 1 to 2439 code for a protein of 812 amino acids. Lineage: Eukaryota; Fungi; Ascomycota; Eurotiomycetes; Onygenales; Ajellomycetaceae. The record is from RefSeq and is a predicted model, not a curated record.
AUGGCUGCGUUCGACGACAGCGGUAAUGACACUGACGGGACCGGCGAUAGCGAUGAGGGUGAUGAAAGUGAUGAGGAGUUUUGGGAAGAAGACAAGCUUCCUCCUCCCGAACACUAUGAGGCCGAGGAGGCCAACCUUGACAUCAAACAGCUCCGGCGGCGUCGCUUGAAGCAACAGACCAUCAACGGGAUAGAUAGAGCCCGCGACCACUGGCACCAAUACUGCAAAUACAUGAAGAGAGACGUGCUCCACGCCUAUCGGGCACUCUCAAUCCAAUCCCUUAAGGGGUUCCUCAGUUGGGCCUGUGAUCAGCGUCGUGGCAAGGGCGGAAGAAGGCGUCCGGGGAUACAAGCGGUUAGCUCCUUGAUAACAUUCUGGAAGCAGUAUUCGCAGGCCUACAAGCAAGACACCGGCAACGACAUCGACCCCCUGAUCAUGGCACAAUCACAGGAUGUGAUCGCGCUCAUCGCCGACGAGAAAAAGCUCAGCCGUAAGCCGAGGCCACCAGGGACCAUGUACGUUGACGACCUUGCUGAGUACAACCGCGUGCUUCUGACGACUAAUGAGAUGGAGUUUCAGGUCGGCUGGGCGCGCAUCCAGCUGAUCCUCUACACCCAGCUCGCGGGCGUCACGGGAAAUCGGCCAGAUGCCUUGACCCAGCUUCGCUAUUGUGACCUCGUGCUCACGCUAGUCCGAGACCCUCAUUCCAGUACACCACGUCUGUGUGUGGGCUUGACCGCCCUCUUCACCAAGGAACACCUGGGCAUGAAGGAUGCUAACACAUUUUGGCUUCCGGAGAUCAUCUACGACCCCACCCUGGUACUCAGUCCGCAUGUCUUUCUUCUGGGGAUGCUGUUCCACAUCCAAGGGUUCAAGUCGCCGAGCAUCAAAACCUCGGAGCAGCUGUACAGCCUGGGCAUUCUGGACGGGCUCAAUCAGCAGGAACUGCCCCUGCGGGAUGAUAUGCUGGACAAGUUCGUCUUCUGCAUGGUGGUCCGCGAGGGAGAUGGCGUCCGGAUCGCACAUGAGAGACGGCUGACCACAUCGUCGCUGCGAAAUCGGAUGAGAAAGGGCGGUGAGAUCACGGGCUUUGAUCAGGUCACAAAGCCGUAUAUCCUCCGUGACGGAGCCGCGAAGGCUUAUAACGAGAGCCCGGAUAUAAGUGAUUCCCUUCAAAACCUGAUGCUCCAGCACGCCAGCAUCGAUACAUUCGUCAAACACUAUCUGGAUCGAAACAUCACCGCCGAUGUUCUCAGCAUCUACCGUGGCCUCGAGCCGCAGAAAGCGUUAAUGAGGAUGGUGUGCUCGAUGAGCCGGUCCAUCGACCCCCGCCGUCCAUGGAAGCUGACGCCGGAGCAGUCGAGAUCGGUGAACGACCUGCCCCACAUCCUCAAGAUCUCUCAGAGAGUUGAAUAUCUGAAGAAACGCCGUGACUCUGCUGCAAGCUGUCUCCAUGGUAGGAUCGGACAGAGGUACCGGCGGAAGGCCGAGGCCAACGACCGAUGGGAGAAGAGGUACAGGCGCCUGGUUGAGGAGUACGAGAGAUGGGACCAAAGGCAUCACAAAGCCGUUCGCCGGCUCCGCGGUGCGAAGCAGCGCGCGAGGACGCUGCUCAAGCGUGAGAUUCUGGAGCGGUACCGACAGGAACAGCCAGUGAUCGACAGCGAGCGACAACUAUCUGGAAAGGUGGUCGAUGAGCACGUUAGAAGUGAACUGGAGCGGUACAUGCCACCUGAGAUGAUGAUAAUGAUUGACGCAGUUCUGACGUUGCCGCCAACCACUCCAGCGGCGGAACUACAACGGCGGAUCAGGGCCAUCCACGCGGUCUCUGCAUACUGCGGUGUUGAGGAAGGCCCCAUCUGCCGUCGGCGUGGCCGUGGCUCCGGCCCCAAGCCAACCACAGCAAAACCGACCGCCCACAAGGCAGAAGCGAUUGGCCAACCAUCAUCAGACAUGCUCCUGGAGUCAGCCGCUCGGGCGGUUCGGAUGGAACCCCGACCCAAAAUAUGCUUUAUCUGUCUGCAGAACACCAACCUCGUGCUGUCGGAUCGGGUCUAUUCAUUCAGUGGACCGGGAGACCUCACCAAACAUUUCCAGAGGCGGCAUCUGGAUAAGUUCCGGCCGCUGGAUUGCAAUAUGUGCAACGUGAGGCUUGCAACUCUGAAAGAGCUUCUGGUCCAUGCGGAAACUGCACACGGAACCGUUACACGUUCGCCCAAGUACAGGAUGCUCGCACAAUCCGGUGAACCCGGUGCCCCGACUGGCUGUCUGCCACCGAGCUCCCAACCAUCUUGGUCCCCGCGUGGCAACCAGUGCGAGGAGGCCAAUCAUCAAGGUGGGAGUUCCAUGUGUGCCUGGAAGCCCCCGCUCGUCUCACAGAUCAUUCGCAAUUCCUCACGCCCCCACCUGCCUUUCCGUUUCCCUUUCACAUUCAAUUAA